UUCACCGGCGCUGCUCUGCGGGGAAAGCCGAGCCCCGCCCCGCCCCGCGAGGCAGCAGCUCCAGGGCGCUGUCGGGGCGCUGCCCGACAGACGCAGCUCGUUCAGGCGGAGCCCCCGAGGGCGCGGCCCCUUCCCUGGACUGAAGGCAGCCUUCUGGCUGGCGCAACGCCCCACCUCCGUUCCCAGCUGAGGGACGCAGGGAAAUUCUUCACUCGGCCGCCGUUCCCGGAAGGCUCCGGCGUUUCAAGCGCCGUUGCGGGAGGCCCGGAAGGGCAAGGCCGAGGUGAGAGGAGCCGCCGACGGGAGCUCCAGGCCCCGCGUUCCUCGCCCUCCAGCGCUUCCAACAACCCCGGCAGGCAGGCAGGCCCGUCCCAGCCAACCCCCGGCGACAGGUCCCGCCCGCCGCGUCUCUUCCGCGGAGACCUUCGCCGACAAGCCCGGAGGAGGAGGCGGCGCAGGGGGCGGCGGCGGAGACUCCACCUGGGGAACCUUCCCCGCUCUAUAAAGAAGCGCCCGCGCGCGGACGGCAACACUUCGGCCUCACGGAGGCGCCCGGCCGGGCGUGAGCGAGGAACGGCGCCGCGAGAAGCAGCCAUGGAUCUGGACCGACUGCCGCCGAGUGCCCUGCGCUUCCCCGGCUGGAGCGAGCCCUCGCUGCCCUUCGGCCGCACCGUCGGCAGCGGGCGGGAAGAGUCGCCGGAGAGCGGCUACCUGAGUCUGUGCGGCUGCAGCCUUGAGGGCGGCGGAGAGUCCGGUGGAUCCGACCGCGGCCCGUGGAGCCCCCCGGAACAGGGCCGAACGGAGAGGCGGAGGAAGGUGGAAUUCUUCCGCAAACUGGGCUACUCCUCGCAGGAGGUGCUGGGCGCCCUGCAGAAGCACGGCCCGGAGGCGGACACCAACACCAUCCUCGGGGAGCUGGUGAAACACGGGGCGGCCCCGGGGGAGAGGGAGCGGGAGCCCGCCCAGGCGAUCCCGGAGGCCCCAGAGGCGCCGCCCACCCCCAGCAGACCCCCAACGCAGCCCGGGCCUCCGGACGAGCAGGAUGGGGAUCAUCUGCGCCCGAUCGUGAUUGAUGGGAGCAACGUGGCUAUGAGUCAUGGAGACAAAGACACCUUCUCCUGCCGAGGCAUCCAGCUGGCUGUGACCUGGUUUCUGGAUAGAGGACACAAGGAUGUCACAGUCUUCGUCCCAUCUUGGAGAAAAGAGCAUCCACGCUCUGAUGUCGCCAUUACAGACCAGCACAUCCUCCAUGACCUCGAGAAGAAGAACAUCCUUGUCUUCACUCCUUCCCGGCGAGUGGCAGGCAAGCGAGUGGUCUGCUACGAUGACCGCUUCAUUGUGAAGCUGGCCUGGGAGUCAGAUGGCAUUGUGGUUUCCAACGAUGUCUACCGGGAUCUGCAAGCAGAACGGCCAGAGUGGAAGAAGUUCAUUGAAGAACGCUUGCUGAUGUAUUCCUUUGUCAAUGACAAGUUCAUGCCUCCCGAUGACCCCUUAGGGCGCCAUGGACCCAGCCUGGAUAAUUUCCUGAGAAAGACACCAGCAGUGCCCGAGCACAAGAAGCAGCAGUGCCCAUAUGGCAAGAAGUGCACCUAUGGAAUCAAGUGCAAGUUCUAUCACCCUGAGCGGCCGCACCAACUGCAGCGCGCUGUUGCUGAUGAGCUCCGGGCCAACGCUGGGCUCUCCCCCACCAGGACUGCGCCAGCCAUCAAGGAGGAGAGGAAGAGCAGGAGGCCCCCCCAUGGGGAGUGCUGGGGCUCUGCACCUGCAGAGAGUGAGAACGUUCCCCUGCAGAAGGCCUUGGCUGAGAAGAUGAGCUCUGCCCCUCACAUUAGACAUGGUGAUGUGCCACCCUUCUUCCUCAGUGCCCACGGCAUCCCAGCCCAGAAAAGCCACAGUUACAGGAAUUCAGAUCAGUACCAGCUGUCUCCCAGGGAUUCCCUUGCCCAUGUCUCUCAAGACCACCUUGACUCAGGCCUUGGCUCCCUUGAGAGCCAGCUCUCUGAAAUGUGGCCCAGCCCCUCGGCUAGUCCUGUCAAGUGGGCCCAGCAAGAGCUGCUUGGGGGGAGCAGCUGCAGGGGGCAGGUGCCUGCUUAUCGGGUCCCUCCUGUAUCCAGGAGGUACAGCCAGUAUCUGCCUCAGAGCUUCCUGCCAUCCCCAUCUGAACAGGUCGCUCCUCACUCCUUUCCUGACUAUGAUGUGGCCACCAGUGCUUCUCUGGGCCCUGGGCGUGAGUACUGGUCCGAGCCGUACCAUCCGGGACCUGCAGCGCACCAAGACCUGCCAAGGGCUCCCUGCCUGGCCUACAAGGACUCCUCACGCCAUUGGGCCACUCCGGACAGUUUUGCAGAUGAGCGUGCAAAAGUGCAUGUCAAGCUUUGUGGGAUCUUCCAUCCUCACCUGGUGGACACUGUCAUGAGCCGCUUCCCACACCUCUUGGACCCACAACAGCUGGCUGCUGAAAUCCUUACAUACAAGACCCAACACCCCGGGGUGUGACAUGGCUGGAAGCCCAACUCUGGGAUGGGGCAAAAUGUCCCUUUCUGCCUGCAGUUUAGACCAUCAUCCAGUGGCCACUCAUGGAGGGCAUGCAUCAGACUUGUUGGUGGCUCAGGUGGGAUGAAAAGGUCUGCCUCAAGCAAUCCAAGAAAGUGGCCCAGGAACCACAAUGCUGAGCCAUUUUCUCUUGCUGCAUGAAGCUUGACUGUCUGGUUUGUUCCAAGCAGAAUGCAGGCAGCACGGCCUUGCUGGCAAUGAGAGUGUCUUUUGCUCCUGACAAUGGCUGCUCAGAAGAAGUUGACAUGGAAAGGAACAUGGAGGAAGUCCCAAGUUUUCUGGCUAUGGCACAGCCAGAAUUGGAGCGGAGCAGAGAAGAUGUUACGAUUUACAACCAUAGCUGUUCCCCAAAUGGCUGCAGUGGGACGUGGCUGGUCACAAAAGAAAUCAGAGGGAGGAAAAAGUUCCAGGGUCUGCAGAAUGUACUGUGAGGAAUGAACUGAAUCUGACUUGCAUCCUAUCUGCCCCUGCUUCCAGGUGGCCGGGAAAUGCUUCCUUCUUCACCCCAAGGCAGACAGCAGCCCAGUGGGUGUAGUGGUGGUUUCUCCUCAUUGCUUGGGUGGAAAACAAUUCUGAGGUCCAUUACUCAGAUUUGGGGUAUUGCUGUCUGUACCCCAAGAGCUUGAUGCUUGUGGAAAAGAAGCUGGCAAGGACAAUGACUGCCCAGGAGAGUAGGAGGGAAAUUCUGGAAGGGCUUCCUCCCCCUCUCUGCUGGUGUGGUUGUCCCAGUGGUCUCCUUUCCCUUGGUUUGGAACCUUCUUGGAUUGUGAAGCAUAACAUUUGUUUCAAGCCAAAAAUCAGCUGUCAUUUCAGUUCCCCAAAGUUCUGUGUUACUCUUCAAGAGUAAGAUUUGAAAAUAUCAAGGCCUCCAUGUUAUUUCCUCAUGGCUAUGAGGGGCUCUGCAUCCCUUCUCCUCCAGUGCUGCUGAUGGCAGGCGAGUCCUGCAUGCAGGGCACCUACAACUCUUCUCAGAGCGUUGUGGCUUCUGCCCUGAGAUAGAGCAGUGGUGCUAAAAAUGUUCCAUGGGGCAUCUUAACAAUGUUAGCGUUAUAAUCAAGUUUAUAUUUUAAGCUCAGAUGUCACAAACCCCAAGACUAAAUGCAAAACGUAUUAAUGUGAAACCAGGGUCUCCAGAAAAGCGACUUGCUUGAAAUCAACUGUUGGGGAGCCUCUUUAGUGCCAGCUGUUUUGGGCAACUUGCUUGUCUGCUGACAGAAGACAACUCUACCACUUUCUCAGUGGCUGUAGAAAGGCCCACUAGAAACUUGAGGGGGGGGGGCGUGUUUAGCUAAUCCUUUUCUAUCAGCUCAGUCUUGAGGAUUGGUAAGUCCAAUAUGGACAGUUACAGAUCCUUCGGUAAUGAAUUUGCAACAAUUGUCCCUGGUCCUGCCCUUUUCAGAAUAAGUGAUUCACUUGCAGGCCGGGAUCAGUUGAUCAGUUGAUGCACAUUGCAUCGGUCUCUUGAGUGGUUCUUUGGAGUGGUUGAUGCUGAAGUCAUCCCAGGGGCUGCUGCCUGGGGGAAAAGCAGGGCAGAAGUCCCUGUGGGCAGCUGGCAAUGCCACCAGGUCCUGCUGCUCUCCCUGCAAAGUGCCCUGAAGAUUGGUCAGCCAUGCCAGCACCGUGUGCUGAGGAGGCCACAUGUCCAAAGAACCCCUGUUGUAUCUGGUUAAUUAUGAUCCAUCACAGAAAUGUGGUGUUUCGUGUUAGUAAGCAAAAUGCUUUUUAGUAAUCAUUUAUAAUCUUACAACUUUGCACUUGUAAAUUACAAGAGUCAUAGUUUUUAAUGAAAUGCUUUAUGAGGCUGCUUUGGUGAUGGUUGGUCUCCCUUUAUUCUGCCCUAGGCAGAGUUGCAAUCAAGUAAAAAAAUAAACCAACCUUGAACCUUGGAAUGGCUGUCUCUUUUUCUUCAAGGGUGAAGUCUCUUUCCAAAGUACCAAUCAAAGCUUUGGAUGCUAAAACCACUCUUCGCUCUUUGCUACAAAGCUUCUCAAAGCAAAAGGGUAGUGCCCUCUGCCAUGGCCCAGAGGCUUCGGAAGGUGGCCACGGGAUGCUAGGAAGUCCACAGGAACAUGUCUCCCCUCCAGGAUAGCUAAGCUGGGGUCAAACCCAUUGGCCAGUAACUGAGCGGGCCUGCAUCCAGAGGAAGAAGAGGGAGUUCAGAAGAGCUCUUUACCACAUGAAGGUGAACAUUUGCUCUCCUAUGGCCACGCUAAGGUAGGAACAGGCAAUCCAGCUUGUGCGAUGAUUUGCAAAGCAGUUCACACUUUACUUCACUGCAGGCGGAAGGCAGAGGAUAAAGAUGCUUAAGAACAGCAAUGCACGCAAUUAGGUGGGUCCCAUUAUGAGCAGGACAGAGAUC
This is a messenger RNA of Ahaetulla prasina, 4912 nucleotides long. It is a transcript of the gene ZC3H12A, whose product is annotated as zinc finger CCCH-type containing 12A. Gene Ontology annotation, biological process: nuclear-transcribed mRNA catabolic process, RNase MRP-dependent; 3'-UTR-mediated mRNA destabilization. The coding region runs from base 595 to 2496 and encodes 633 amino acids. The transcript has 6 exons. NCBI's taxonomy places the organism in Eukaryota, Metazoa, Chordata, Lepidosauria, Squamata, Colubridae. The record is from RefSeq and is a predicted model, not a curated record. Gene Ontology annotation, molecular function: metal ion binding; mRNA binding; RNA endonuclease activity. Gene Ontology annotation, cellular component: nucleus; cytoplasmic ribonucleoprotein granule.